Messenger RNA from Drosophila persimilis, 1199 nucleotides. RefSeq lists its product as uncharacterized. The coding region runs from base 2 to 1159 and encodes 385 amino acids. The transcript is spliced from 3 exons. The record is from RefSeq and is a predicted model, not a curated record. NCBI's taxonomy places the organism in Eukaryota, Metazoa, Arthropoda, Insecta, Diptera, Drosophilidae.
AAUGCAAAAUAAUUAUUUGACUGCAUUGCUCAUGCUGCGAAAGCAGAAACAGCGCAGGAGGAAGAUGGAGGCAUCGAAAAGGGGAUUGUUGCAACGAGAGUUUGAAGGCUUCGAAUGUAAGUUGGGAAGGGAAAUAGCAGAUGAAGACUCCGUACUCUAUGGAAGGGUAUUGCGAAUCUCGCCAGAUCAGUUUAAUAUAAUUUUGGAAAAGGUGCGGACUUUUAUACAGGAAAUGAAGAGCCCAUUCAGAAACAGCAUUACCUCAGAGGAACGACUUAAAGUCACCCUGUUCUAUUUGUCCACUGGCCGUAUGCCGUUUCGUCAAACAAAACCCACAUAUAUACCGACAAUUACGAAGAUAUUAAAGGAAACAAUACCUGUUUUGUACAAUGUGCUCAAUGAAGAAUACCUACCGUUUCCGACAUCAGCAGACGAAUGGAAACAAAUCGCCUCAGAUUUCUACGAUAUUUGGGGAUUUCCCAAUUGCAUUGGAGCUAUAGAUGGAAAGCAUUGCAAAACAAGACCCAUGCCAAGCAAUGGAGAACCCUCCAUGAUGCUAAUGGUAAUCGUUGACGCCAAGUAUAGGUUCGUCUAUGUAAAUGUCGCAACAGAUGCUAAAAUUGGCGACGCUGGUGUGUGGCUGCACUCUGAUUUGCGAUACAGCCUGGAUGACUACAGCAUUCACGUACCAUCGCCGUCUGCUCUGCCGCGCUCGAACCGUGUAUCCCCAUAUACAUUGGUCUCCGAUGAGGCUUUCCCCCUCACCGAGUACAACAUGAAGCCGUAUUUUAGCAAAAAUCUAACCGAAAGUCAGCAGCAUUUCAAUUAUAUGCUUUCGCGGAGUCGUCGCGUUGUGGAGAAUGCGUUUGCGAUUCUGGCCAGUCGCUUCAGAGUUAUCUUUAAGCCCAUUAAGAGCGCACCAACUUCAUUCAGCAAAAUAGUUUUAACCUGCUUUUGUCUUUAUAACUUUUUGAGAGAGGAAGCCAUACGAUCAAACAACCAUUCGGAUGUCAUUCCAAAUGUUGAAUUGGAACGCAUUGUAGAAGAAAAUUUUGUCGAACAUGUUGUGGAUCAUCGGACGGUAAAAUCGACAGGCCUUGGUCCCCAAACGAGGGACGGUCUAAGGGAAUACUUUUCCGAAUUCCAUUUGGAUUUUUAACUUUGAAGACUUUCGAAAUUUUAAUUGUACAUAUAUAGUA